This is a messenger RNA of Paraphaeosphaeria sporulosa, 1341 nucleotides long. RefSeq names its product phosphoglycerate mutase-like protein. The coding region runs from base 296 to 1174 and encodes 292 amino acids. The transcript has a single exon. Gene Ontology annotation, cellular component: cytoplasm. Gene Ontology annotation, molecular function: phosphatase activity. NCBI's taxonomy places the organism in Eukaryota, Fungi, Ascomycota, Dothideomycetes, Pleosporales, Didymosphaeriaceae. The record is from RefSeq and is a predicted model, not a curated record.
GCCACAUCUGAUGGUGAGGUAGGCUCGACCGAGCGGAAGCGAAUGCAGUUGCCUCCAGAGCCAAGUGUUCAGAGUCAGUCCGCCAUCGAAAGUGUACCACGGUCCUCGUGUUUCCUCUUCAGCGCACAAAUUCAGGAAUACUGCCAGCCUCGGAUCGCCUGUCCGUACACCAAGAUUGUGGAUGUUCCUCUUGACCACCGGUUCUCGUAAACACCUUUUUGGGUUCCUGACACUCGUACUCGCACUCAUCCUAUACGCUCCUCUCCACGAGCGUCUAAACCACCCCCGCCACACCAUGUCAAGCCAGAGAUGGGUCUUCAAAGCGCAACACGGCUUCUUUACCCACGACUCAGACCCAGAAAGCUGGGCCUUUCGUGCUACAACUCUUCCUCUUCUCGGUAUCAAAUCACGACAGUACGCCACAGACAUGGUCUUCGAUCCGAACGGAGAAAAGACGCAAUGGCAGCGCCUCGAGCACUACGUCCGCACGAUGAAUAGCGCCAACCCCGCGCACCAGCGCUGGCGAAUCAUCUACCUCAUCCGCCACGGGCAAGGUGUGCACAACGUCAAGGAGAGAGAAGUCGGGCGGGAAGAGUGGGAGAGGCACUGGUCCAAGAUCAGCGGUGAUGAAAGCGCGGUCUGGGAAGACGCUGAGUUGACGGCCGAGGGAGAGCAGCAGGCCGAGGGGAUCGCGGCGUUUUUCAGGACGGGCCAAGUCUCGCUGCCAGAUGUCAUUUUCAGCAGUCCGCUGAGGCGCUGCUUGCGAACGACGGAGAUUGCCUAUGGGGAUGUCUUGGGAGAGAGGAGACCUGUCGUCAAGGAGAAGUUGCGCGAGCGGCUGGGCGUGCAUACGUGUGACAGGCGGAGCGCGAGGUCGUAUAUUGCGUCUGCACAUCCGGUUUUCGAGAUUGAGGAGGGCUUCACGGAAGAGGACGAGCUGUGGAAGGCGGAUAUCAGAGAGUCAUUGGACCAACACAUUGUACGGGCCACACAACUAUUGGAAGACCUCUUCGAACGCGGGGGACAAGUGGCUAUCAUGAGCCUGACGGCUCACUCGGGUGCGAUCAUGGCGUUGUUCGGAGCGACGGGGUGGAAGAAGGUUCCUGUAGCCGCAGGGGCCGUGUACCCUUUGUUGGUGGUUGCAGAGAAGGAUUCCGUUGAAACGCCAUCGUAGGAAGUUCGUAGUAUUCGACGUCUUCCCUCGUUCCCUAGCCUCAGUACCAGACAAACAUUCGUUAGGUAUGACACCACUACUCCCAUUGCUGUUAUAGUGUGUUUCCCCGUCCACUACGGCGCAGACACAAUUUCUAGUCAAACCUGAGCAUUGUAAGAUAGCCAAUC